GGAGGACAAGCACCCGCAACUUUUCCCUUUAAAGAAGCGUCAAAGGGAGCGCGGAGUGGUCUUGCAACAGAUGCAGUCUUCCAGCAGCGAGGAUAAGCGGCACCGUCUCCCCACUGCUUCAGUUUUCCGUCGAUACUGAAUUUUGGUGCAACUUGGAGAAAAAAAAGCACAAAAGACACAGAAUUUUUUCUUUCUUUUUAUCUGGAUUUAAAGGCUACCAGUGAAAUCACAACGUUUACUGGUGAGGAUACGCCUCUGUUUCCAAGGAAGAUCCAAAAUGUUCAAAUGUUCUCUCACACAUACACAGUUUAAUUGAGGAAAGGACAUCAUGCUCAUGAAAGCAUCACUAUCAUUCACUUCAAUUUAGCGGGACGUCUUAAUUUCUCAAUAACAGCUUUUCUUAAUCCAGGAUAAAAGCGUAUAUAAGACAUGGGCGACACAAACAUCAGCCACAUGAUAGAAGCUUCAACAGAAACACAGAGCAGUGUCCCAGAUGGCCAGUUGGACCACUACCUGGACGGUUAUGACAUGGACUACGGCAUCCCUCUUGACGAGAUCCCAGACACAACGCAGGGGCAAGCCUUCUUUGUGGCCACCAUCGUUAUUGGUGUUGUCCUUGUGUGCAUCAUGCUUGUUUGUGGGUUGGGAAACUUCAUAUUUAUUGCCACACUGACCCGCUACAAAAAACUCCGCAAUCUCACCAACCUGCUUAUUGCUAAUCUGGCCAUCUCAGACUUUAUCGUGGCGGUGGUGUGCUGUCCCUUCUUGGUGGACUACUAUGUGGUGAAGCAGCUUUCCUGGGAUCAUGGAUUGGUAUUGUGUGCUUCUGUAAAUUAUCUACGUACCGUGUCCCUCUACGUGUCCACAAACGCCCUGCUUGCCAUUGCAUUUGACAGGUACAUGGCUAUAGUCCAUCCUCUGAGGCCUCGAAUGAAGUACCAAACCGCCUACUGCCUUAUAACAGGAGUCUGGAUUGUUCCCAUUCUGAUAUCAAUUCCUUCCGCCUACUUUGCGUCUGAGACCAUGUAUCCUCAUGGCGGCACAACCCCAACCACACACAAAGUCUUCUGUGCUCAGAUAUGGCCGGUGGACCAGCAGGCCUACUAUCGCUCCUACUUCCUGUUUGUGUUUGGCGUGGAGUUUGUUGGGCCUGUUAUUGUCAUGACCAUGUGCUACGCCUGCAUUUCCCGUGAGCUCUGGUUCAAAAAUGUCCCAGGUUUCCAGACGGAGCAGAUAAGGAAGAGGUUGCGUUGUCGGCGCAAGACAGUGAUGGUCCUGAUAGGAAUCCUGACGGCAUACAUCCUGUGCUGGGCACCUUAUUACGGCUUCACCAUCCUGCGAGACUUCCACCCAACACUCAUAUCACGCCACAGAAACUCGCUGGUGGCUUUUUACAUCAUCGAGUGCAUCGCCAUGAGCAACAGCAUGAUCAAUACCUUUUGUUUUGUCAGUGUGAAGAAUAACACGGUUAAGUACCUGAAGAAAAUUGUGCUCCUGCGUUGGAGAUCAACGUAUGUUCCUUCAAAGACCGUGGAUGAAACAGACAUGCGGACCUCCUCCAUGCCUGUAACCGAAGAGAUUGAAUGCAUUCACCUGAGGUGAGGAGAAUGAACUGGAAUUGCAGUCAAUUAUAUUUGGACUGUUUAUAUCUGUAAAACUGGCAGCAUAGAUUUUUGACGUAAAGAUUUAUGGUGGUUGUUUCUUUUUCAUAUUCUAGAUUAAAAAAGUAAUUUUCAUGAAGUGAAAUCAAAGUUCAGCAUACUCUGACAUUGUUGUGGAGUUAUAUUGUAAGUGAUAUGAACAAAAUAAAACAUCUGUAAAAUGAGACUGUAACUUUUGUGGCAUUUAUGGUGUGGAUGUAAACUGCUCAAUGUAAAAUAUUGUUGUAUUUAUAUUCUCUGCGCAACAAUGAAGACACCACUUACGCUAACUGAUUCUACUAUAAUGUGAAUCUUUGUAUAUCUUUUAUCUGUUUAGUUUUUUUAAGGUUUUCAAAAAGAUCAAAUAGCCUGAUACCAUUUGAAACUUAUUGUUUUUUCAUCGAGUUAUUACUCUUCAGUCAUUUAUUACAGACCACCUAGCGAAAAAAUGCCCUAGCCUGUUGAAUGUAUGAACAGCUUUACCUUUUUUGAAAAUAUGUCCUUUACAAUAAAUAUGACAUUGCAUGUUCUUUUGUGUACUAGUCUAUUUUUGUGAGGUUAUGUUGAUAUAC
Menidia menidia (Atlantic silverside) is the source of this 2212-nucleotide messenger RNA. The record is from the annotation of a GenBank genome assembly. Lineage: Eukaryota; Metazoa; Chordata; Actinopteri; Atheriniformes; Atherinopsidae.